AUGGGCUCCUCUCCAUUCACCAUGAGGUCUAUCCUUGCAGUCUUUCUGCUCGUGGUGCAGCUCGCGUCUGCUCUGAAAUUCGACCUAGCUGCCACCUCGGGCAAGAACGAGCGAUGCAUUCGCAACUUCGUGUCCAAGGACCAGCUGGUCGUGGUGACUGCCAUUGUCAGCGGCCAGAAGGGUGAUGGCCAAAAGGUCAACAUGCAUAUCAAGGACUCCAUGGGCAACGACCAUGGUCGACCAAAGGAUAUUGUUGGCGAGGUUCGUCAGGCGUUCACUUCGACUGCGGACACCGCGUUCGAUGUCUGCAUCGAAAACCAGCUUUCUGGUCGUAGCUCCUCGUCAAACCCCUCCCGUGAGAUCGAAUUGGAUGUUGAGAUAGGCGCCGAUGCUCGCGACUGGUCUAGCAUCCAGGUUCAGGAAAAGCUUAAGCCCGUCGAGACCGACCUCCGCCGCAUCGAGGAGAUGGUUGCUGAUAUCGUGACUGAGAUGGAGUACCUGCGUGCACGAGAGCAGCGCCUGCGCGACACUAACGAGAGCACCAACGAGCGCGUGAAGUGGUUUGCAUUCGGCACGAUGGGCAUGCUGAUGGGGCUGGGAGCGUGGCAGGUUGUCUACCUGCGGGCUUACUUCCGCUCCAAGCAUCUGAUCUAG
Messenger RNA from Penicillium macrosclerotiorum, 654 nucleotides. RefSeq names its product p24 family protein. The transcript has 3 exons. The record is from RefSeq and is a predicted model, not a curated record. Gene Ontology annotation, biological process: intracellular protein transport; endoplasmic reticulum to Golgi vesicle-mediated transport; Golgi organization. NCBI's taxonomy places the organism in Eukaryota, Fungi, Ascomycota, Eurotiomycetes, Eurotiales, Aspergillaceae. Gene Ontology annotation, cellular component: COPII-coated ER to Golgi transport vesicle; endoplasmic reticulum-Golgi intermediate compartment; endoplasmic reticulum. Bases 1 to 654 code for a protein of 217 amino acids.